AUGCACAUUAAGAACUUGGUGAAAUGGAAAGGGAAGGACUUGUUUGACCUGGUAUGUAGGACCGUGGGGCUCAGGGAGUCCUGGUUCUUUGGACUUCAGUACAGUAUAAAGGACACUGUCGCCUGGCUCAAAAUGGACAAGAAGGUCUUGGAUCAUGAUGUAUGUAAAGAAGAGCCGAUCACCUUCAAUUUCCUGGCCAAAUUCUACCCGGAAAGCGCAGAGGUGGAGCUUGUACAGGAAAUCACACAGCACCUCUUCUUCCUGCAGGUAAAGAAAGAGAUUUUGGAUGAAGAAAUCUACUGCCCACCUGAAGCUUCAGUCCUCCUGGCUUCCUACGCUGUGCAGGCAAAGGUAUGA
This is a messenger RNA of Polyodon spathula (Mississippi paddlefish), 357 nucleotides long. RefSeq names its product merlin-like. Lineage: Eukaryota; Metazoa; Chordata; Actinopteri; Acipenseriformes; Polyodontidae. The transcript has 4 exons. Gene Ontology annotation, molecular function: actin binding; cell adhesion molecule binding. Bases 1 to 357 code for a protein of 118 amino acids. The record is from RefSeq and is a predicted model, not a curated record. Gene Ontology annotation, biological process: regulation of organelle assembly; regulation of gliogenesis; positive regulation of protein localization to early endosome. Gene Ontology annotation, cellular component: adherens junction; filopodium; plasma membrane.